Messenger RNA from Bombina bombina (fire-bellied toad), 1461 nucleotides. It is a transcript of the gene IL17B, whose product is annotated as interleukin 17B. Gene Ontology annotation, biological process: inflammatory response. Gene Ontology annotation, molecular function: cytokine activity. The transcript has 3 exons. Gene Ontology annotation, cellular component: extracellular region. The coding region runs from base 281 to 892 and encodes 203 amino acids. The record is from RefSeq and is a predicted model, not a curated record. Lineage: Eukaryota; Metazoa; Chordata; Amphibia; Anura; Bombinatoridae.
CAGAGCCGCUGUGCCAGUUCCAAGUCUGCAAACACAGUCCUUGCAUGUACAGUGAGGGACACAGACAAGAGGCACAGAACACAGAGAGAAAGAGACAAGCUGGGCCUUUGUUAACAUUGUACUCAGCACCUUUACAAAAGGAUUGUGCAGUGGUUCAGGCCCAGCCCAGUUGAAAAAAGCACCCAAAGAGGGUGCAGCCUGAGCCCCACUGACAUUCUGGGAAUAUAUCCCGUGGUUUGUGAAGUCUCUAGCAGUGGCUGUUAGCCUCUAACUCAGCACAAUGCUUGGCUCUCAUAGACUGUUCUUGCUGUUUUCCACUUCUCUGCUUCUGGCUCCAGCGUUCAGCUCAGACACUUCAAAAGUAUCAAAAAACAGAAAGAGAGGUCACAAUAAGGGUAAAGAAAUUCCUGGUACGCCUUAUGACAAAGUCACAGGAAAGGCUUCUCCUGAUCCUGUUCUAGGGGGGAACUCAUUUGCUCCCUCUCAGAUGUAUAGUCUGGUGGAAGAUUUCGAACAGAGUCUAAUGGAGAUGGUGAGUCAGUUAAGAAAUAGCUCUGAGCCUUCUGGGAACCGCUGUGAAGUGAAUCUGAGGCUUUGGCUCUCAAACAUGAGAAGCCUUUCACCCUGGGCGUACAGUAUUAAUCAUGAUGAGAACCGCAUUCCAGCUGAUAUCCCAGAGGCACGUUGCCUAUGCACAGGGUGCAUUAAUCCAUUUACCAUGCAAGAGGACCUUAGUAUGUCUAGUAUCCCCAUCUAUAGUAAGAUUCCUGUAAGAAGGAGGCUAUGUGAAGGAAGCGUCCUUGGACUCAGACCACGAAGAAGGAAGAAGUGCCAUAAAGAGUACAUAGCAGUUAUGGAGAAUAUUGCGGUUGGCUGCACCUGCAUCUUCUGAGAACACCUCUUCUUCCCAGAAAUGUAAACACACCUUCAUUGCAGGAAAAUGUCAACCUAAUAACAGCACACCACGAUGUUUCAUUAUAUGACCACUACUCUUCUUUCAGCAUGCACCAGUAUGUUAAUGUCAGAAUUUAAGUUCCCACACAACUACAUAACUAAGAAAAUCCUGGGUUUAGCGUUUUCACCAAUGGAAAUGCCACCCCCUAACACUACAAAUUUUGGACUUCUUUUUUUUUGUUCAGUGAAGAAGGUUUUUGUAAUAAAUACAGUGCAUUCAAUAUGUGAAUAAGUUCAGAGCUGAAGUUUCAAGUUUCUAUUACUAAAAAAAUUAAACCCAGGAUUCCUCUUUGUUAUGUUGUUUUUCUGAUAUCUUCAACUCUGACAUUUUUUAAUUUUUUUGCUACAUUAUUUCUUGCUUUUUAAAGACAUGUAUGAUAAUUUAUAAUUUGCUUAAAUGUAAUAUAGCAAGUUUAAUUUGUAUGCAACCUGAUAUGUACAUGUAUUAGACAUUCAGAACAUUACAGUAUAAGUUCUGCUACCUAUUAAAAAUGUAAAACAUCUUAA